AUGCUCAUUGCCAUUGGCAAUGUCUACUACAUCUGCUCGGGCGCCUGCCCAGGGCUUGCAUAUGUGGCCAGGCUGGAAAAGGCACGUGCAGCAGGCUUGUCAGCCAGUGAUUUAUUGUGCACUGAUGCUGCCAAGGCAUGGCGACUGCGUGAGCUUCCUUGUGAGUUUCGUGGGCCUUUGCCGCGCUUGCAGAGCGACGAGGCACGUGUGCCGGUGGGAGACACGAAAAACUUCCAGGACCCCUUGGAGUCCAGGGAGGCUGUGCCAGCUUUGAUCUUGGACAUGGGUGAGACCUUGGCCUGCAUGUUGAUGGGUAGUCGGCGUGCGAAGAGUGAGUUUGUGUGGCUAUGUCCCAGGAAAUUGCUCGAGUACCGGUCUUUGCCAAACUGCCGUGAGGUGAAGGUUUUUGCAUACUCGCUGCACGUGACGGAUGCUAUGGUGGAAAGAGAAACAGGUAUCAUGAAGUUGACAGCGAGUGAUCUCGCCGCCCUGCUAACGGCGUACGGGGUCUCGAUGCCGAAAAGCAGCACCAAUGCUAACAAGAUCCGUGGCCUCAUGCGGACCGACGAAGUGAGAAGCCAAACAAGCGAAGCAGAGCGCAACAGGGUGGAGGACAUCUUGAGCACACAAGAGGCAAAACGUAAGAAGAAAGCCAAACGUGAUGAUGAACCCGAGCCCGUCGAUGAUGAGGACGAACAGGCGAACUGGGACGUCCUCCGUGAGGAUCCGGCAAUGAUGGCCUGCAGUGAGCUGCUUCGCCAAGUUGAGGAAGAGGAUAAGCAGGAGCGACUAGUUGACGAGUCGGCUGCGGCUGCGAGCGUGGCAGCAGAAGCAGAUGCUGGCGCCAAUCAAAGGGCUUCUUGCAGUGCGAGCUACAAUCCAGAGGUUACGGCACCGAUACGCGAAGGCCUCACAUCCAGCAGAGACAUCUCAGCUUCUGAGCGCUCACAAGGGCAAGCAUAUUUCAUCUGUUGGAAGUUUUUGGAGGGAUGGCGCGACAGCUUGCCGAAGGCCAAGCGUCGCAGAACCGGGUGA
Molecule: messenger RNA, 1035 nt
Organism: Symbiodinium necroappetens
Lineage: Eukaryota; Dinophyceae; Suessiales; Symbiodiniaceae
Source: the annotation of a GenBank genome assembly